AUGGUAGUUACGUGUCAGGAGAAUAUUGAGGUUCAGCAGGAACUUGCGCAAAAGUAUCGAGAAGAAAUUGGGCGGAGAAUAUGGACGCUUACGGAGAAGAAUCUUCAGCUCCUUCAAGGUAUUUUGGUUUUCUUGGCAUGGUACCAAACUCACUGGGUGCUUGGUCACCAACUCAGCAACCUCAUGUACACGGCCAUGUCACUAGUCACAGAGCUCGGGCUAGACAAAGAGCCUUCAUCCGGCACCAGGACUGCACCUGGGGUUUUGACUGAAAUCACAAAGAAGCAAGAGCCUCAGUCUGUUAGAACAAAUGAUGAGAGGAGAUGCCACUUGGGAGUCUUUUGGUUGAAUUCAUUACUAAGAAUUUGUGUCAAAGACAUUGUACCGAUGCCCUCACGUCCCUCCAUCAACAACAGCUACUCAAUUCUCGAAGCGGGACUGGAAUCUCCCUGGGACACUUAUCUUGUUCAACUGGUGAAGAUACAACUCGUUGCAAGUUCUAUCAGCGCAACGCUGUACCAAGACUUGGAAAGAAACGAGGCACAGAUCUCGCAUACGCUAUUUAUGGCAACCUCACAUGUGGAGAGACAGGUACAAGACCUCGGAGCGACUCUGCAUCAAGGAUCCCGUCUUCAAGCACCAUUGACCAUGUCAUUCCACAUGCUCCAAGUCUACCUCUACAAGAUCGGCAUCGACGAACGCCUCCACGAACCCACAAACCCAACCCUCCUCUCCUCCUCCGACCCCUCCCCCCACGCCCUCCGCUGCUCCUAUCUCCUCGUAUCAUGCCUCAACGCCGUCAAAGCCGUAAUCGAAAACUUCCUCCUCCUCACAUCCCCCACCAUCCUCUCCAUGCCGUACACCUACUGGAUCCAGAUGGGACACUGCAUAAACAUGUUUUCCCGAUUGUUGGUUACACACUCCACCCUCUGGGAUCCGAACCUCGUCACGGGCAUACACGAUUUCACAUCGACGCUGGAGCGGCUGGCGGUCAAGAUUGAGGGGGCUAUGAGUGAGGGGGCGGGCAUGACGCCACCGAGAUACUUGCCGUCUAUGUUUAAUCAGAUGAGGGGCAAGUUGAUUGAUAUUUGUGGCAAGGUUGGGGAGAGCUCGAAGGCUAUGGCGCAGGGAUAUGUUGGGACGCCGACGGCGCCGGAGAGUUUUGAUACGGGGAAUAUGAUUAUGGAUGAAGAGACUGAGGCUUUGUUGUUUAGUUUUCUGGGCGACGGAGACUUCUUAUGA
Molecule: messenger RNA, 1242 nt
Organism: Fusarium tjaetaba
Lineage: Eukaryota; Fungi; Ascomycota; Sordariomycetes; Hypocreales; Nectriaceae
Product: cercosporin resistance
Exons: 4
Coding region: 1-1242 (413 amino acids)
Biological process (GO): regulation of DNA-templated transcription
Cellular component (GO): nucleus
Molecular function (GO): transcription cis-regulatory region binding; DNA-binding transcription factor activity, RNA polymerase II-specific
Source: RefSeq, a predicted model, not a curated record